GAGCAAUCAAGAAAAAGUCUUUUUUGUUUGUUUUUAAUCUAGCGCAUGGCGUGUGGGUUUGUUUUAAUGUUAUAUCCAUAUGUCUACUUGCAUUGGCCUCCCCCAAAGCACGGAAGGGUCCCACUGAGCAGCUUACUUACAUAACUUCUGUGCACACGAGCUAAACUCUGAACUACAGCCCUGAGCCGGACCAGUUGGUUUAAAGAACAGAUUUGUUUUCCACACGCAGCCCUCAGAGAAGAACGAGUUAACCUAAUAUGAGCCGUGUUCUGAAUAACUUCAGAAAAUCUGAAUUUAUUAGCAUUUCAGUUCAAGAUCCAAAACUCCACAAAGAAGACAUCUGGAAUACAUAUGUUGACUAUGAGAUCUGUCUACAAACCAAUAGCAUGUGUUUUCGAAAGACGAGGUCUUGCGUUAGGAGGCGAUACAGUGAGUUUGUCUGGCUGCGUCAUUGCCUGGAGCAGAACGCCCUCGUCUUAAAUGUGCCCAAACUGCCAUCCUGGAACCCCUUUUUUAAUCUGAAGAACGAAGACCAAGUUACCAAGAGGAUGAAAGGUCUGCAGGAAUUUCUUGAGAAUGCUCUCCAGGUUCCCUUGCUGUUAUCUGACAGCAGGCUACAUCUGUUCCUGCAGUCAGGUCUCAGUAUUACAAAGAUUAUGAAGUGCUCUCUUGGUAAGACAAAGUACACAGUGGCUGAAGCCAUACAGCGUUCCAGCAGUGAUUGCAUUAAAAGUUUAGAGGACAAAGCUACUUAUGACUCGGAUUGUGAAAGUUCCUCAUCAUCGGGGCUAGGAUUGAGUAUUGAGACUCAGGUUCGAGAAGAUCCCCUCAGUUUCGCUGAAAGGGUCUUGUAGCUGUUUAGAUGUCCUUCACAGAGCCUGACUGUUUUUUAGUAGAUGCCAGCGACAUUGUUCCACUAAUGUUUUAAAAUGUGCUUGUUCAUCCGAUGUAAAGUUUCCAGCCUUUAAGUUUGUGUAGUGUAUUUUCUUUUCUUAUUUUUGAAGAAAACUGUAUAGUAAACUUGUUUCUUAAAUCUGUACCAAGUUCAAUGGACAUUUUAUUUCUCCAAAGCGACAGAGGUGAAGAUGUUUUGGAUUGCAGAAAGCUAUUUUUCUUUUUAAAUAUAAUUGUACUUUUAAUGCUAAAAUAUAAAUAAAUUGUAUUUUUGAGCAGA
This is a messenger RNA of Oryzias latipes (Japanese medaka), 1174 nucleotides long. RefSeq names its product sorting nexin 10a (gene snx10a). Gene Ontology annotation, molecular function: phosphatidylinositol phosphate binding. The record is from RefSeq and is a predicted model, not a curated record. Gene Ontology annotation, biological process: intracellular protein transport; vesicle organization; cilium assembly. Gene Ontology annotation, cellular component: endosome. Lineage: Eukaryota; Metazoa; Chordata; Actinopteri; Beloniformes; Adrianichthyidae.